Messenger RNA from Phyllotreta striolata, 973 nucleotides. NCBI's taxonomy places the organism in Eukaryota, Metazoa, Arthropoda, Insecta, Coleoptera, Chrysomelidae. The record is from the annotation of a GenBank genome assembly.
CAAAGUCAACUGUCAACGUCAAAUACCUUUCAGUUUUCUUUCCAUAAUACGACAGCAAUCAUGGCCGUCGGUAAAAAUAAGGGUUUGUCGAAAGGAGGCAAAAAAGGAGUUAAAAAGAAGGUCAUAGAUCCUUUCACGAGGAAAGAUUGGUACGAUGUCAAGGCACCGUCGAUGUUCACCACGCGCCAAGUCGGCAAAACCUUGGUCAACCGUACCCAAGGUACUAGAAUCGCAUCUGAGGGCUUGAAAUUCAGAGUCUUCGAAGUUUCAUUAGCCGACUUACAGAACGACAAUGAUGCCGAAAGGUCUUUCAGGAAGUUCCGUUUGAUUGCUGAAGAUGUUCAAGGUAGAAACGUAUUAACCAAUUUCCACGGUAUGGAUUUGACCACCGACAAGCUGAGAUCGAUGGUGAAGAAAUGGCAGACUCUUAUCGAAGCUUCUGCUGACGUGAAGACUUCCGAUGGGUUCUUGCUUAGGGUAUUCUGUAUUGGUUUCACCAACAAAGAUCAGCAUUCCCAAAGGAAAACGUGCUAUGCCCAGCAUACACAAGUUAGAGCUAUCCGCAAGAAGAUGGUGGAAAUCAUCACCCGUGACAUCCAGGGUUCCGACAUCAAGGAAGUUGUGAACAAACUGUUGCCUGACAGCAUAGCUAAGGAUAUCGAGAAGGCCUGCCAAGGUAUUUACCCGCUUCACGAUGUCUACAUUCGUAAGGUGAAGGUGCUGAAGAAGCCGCGUUUCGACCUUUCCAAGUUGUUGGAAUUGCACGGUGACGGCGGCAAAGGAGGCGCCGGUGACACCACCGGUGAAGGCGGUUCUAAAGUAGAUAGGCCAGAGGGAUACGAACCACCCGUACAAGAAUCGGUAUAAUCUAUUUUGUUAUUUUAUAAUUGAAAAAGAUUAAAUACAGAACGUAUUUAAGGCAGGUUGCCUUUUUAUUAUUACCUCUUAGUAGUACCUUGUUAUUUUGCCUCGA